This is a messenger RNA of Trichomonas vaginalis G3, 1218 nucleotides long. RefSeq names its product protein serine/threonine kinase protein. Bases 1 to 1218 code for a protein of 405 amino acids. Gene Ontology annotation, biological process: protein phosphorylation. The transcript has a single exon. Gene Ontology annotation, molecular function: protein serine/threonine kinase activity; ATP binding. Lineage: Eukaryota; Parabasalia; Trichomonadida; Trichomonadidae. The record is from RefSeq and is a predicted model, not a curated record.
AUGUGGCGAUCAAGCUUUGUUGAGCUUAAAAGAUCAAAUUUUUUCGUUCACAAAGGCAAAUCAAGUGAAAUUGAAUUUAUGACUCAAUUGACACCAGAAACCGAAGUUCUAGAGGAGGAUGGUGAAAAGGCCCCAAAGAUCACCAUCAAAACAGGCAACGACGUAAUUUUUUUACAAGUCGAAUCUCAAGAAUUACAAUUACAGUGGGUACAAGCACUUAGAACUUGCACAUUCCGCUCAAAAGACAUAUCAAUGGACGAUUUCAACAUUAUAUCAGUUAUUGGUCGUGGAUUUUACGGAAAAGUUAUGCUUGUCGAAAAUAAAUAUACUAAAGAGAUUUGUGCGAUGAAAACCAUUCACAAGGCCCGUCUCAUUAAAGAAAAGAAAGUUCACACAGUCAUUGCUGAGAGAAAUAUCCUUGUCAAAGUCAAUCAUCCUUUCAUCGUAAAUAUCAAGUAUGCUUUUCAAAAUGAGACCAAGCUUUACAUCGGUAUGGAAUACGUACCAGGUGGUGAGCUGUUCCACAUGAUGCAAAUCGUGGAAAAUCUCCCAAUGAAGGCCAUCAGAAUAUAUGUUGCCGAAGUUGGCCUUGCUUUAGAGUAUAUCCACUCCCUAGGUAUUGUAUAUCGCGAUUUGAAGCCAGAGAAUAUCUUAAUUACAGCGGAAGGCCACAUUAAAUUAACUGACUUCGGAUUGGCCAAAGUUUUACCAGAAGACGAAGGCGAAGACACAACAAAGACAUUCUGCGGAACCAACGAGUAUUUACCACCAGAAAUGAUCAAGAGAGAAUACUAUGGCGCAAUGAUCGACUGGUGGGCCUUAGGCAUCCUUACUUACGAGCUUAUUUACGGAGAUACACCAUUUGUACAUAAAAGCAAGCAUAAAAUGUACGAAAAAAUCUGUAAUGAAGAACCUCAUUUCCCAGACAACGAAGAUCCAAACGUUGUUGACUUCAUUACGAAACUCCUUAAGAAGGACCCAAAGAAGCGCGCAAAACUGAAGGAUUUGAAGAACCAUCCUUUCUUCAAUGGCUUAAAAUUCGAAGAUGUACUCGCUUUGAAGGUCAAACCGCCGUUCCGACCAAGAAUCGGUUCCGACCGCAGCGUUAAAAACUUUGACUCGGAAUUUACAAAAGAAGCCUGCAUCGACUCAACCGCAGCGAUCGUGGAGACAAACGGAGCCUUCACUGGAUUCUCUUACAUCGCUGGAGACCAGUAA